AUGAAGGAACAGGUGAUGAAGACCGCGGAGGCUCUUCAUAUGGGUACAGACACCGAUUCACUUUCAGCCCCGUCGAUCUUUGGCAAUACAGCGUUCGAGACACCUUUAGCCAUGGAUGGAGACACUUCCACACAUGAUGCCGCUCCGCAGCAGCUCAGUAAGAAGGGAAAGUUGGGUGUCGGAGGAGACGUAGCAUCUAGAGCGCAAGAUGCUACAGAGACACAAGACAACACCAUGGGUCAAGGAGCUGCCACGCGAGGAGAGAACGAUGUCGCCAAUAAUAUAGAGCCCACCCCCGUCCGAAUACCUUACAACAACGGAUACGGCGAUUUCUUCUUUGGAUGUCUCCCGAAGUGGAAAAAGCCGAAGAUCACAAAGGAUAUGUCAGAGGAUCAGAAGUUGGAUCUCAUGGGAAUCACAGGUAGUAAUGGAAUCCCAGUAGUUGAAUUGGGUAACUUUCAGAGAUUCGGAACGUUCCCGUACGAUAAACUACCUUUCGAGAUACGCGAAAAGAUCAUUCGAAUCCUUCUCCAACCAGUCAUCUCCAGUGACAAUGAUCAGAACAAAGGAAUUGAGUACACACGAUUCCAGCUAGAAUUCCUACCGGACCCUUUCUAUCACCAUUACAUGUUCUGUUCAACCAAAUGGAGUUAUGUACUCUGUGAGGAGACCGCAGAGCGCCUAUGGAAAACAGAGUGUUAUCCAGGUCGAGAGAACCUGUAUCUGCUCACUCUUAAUCCUGUCAGGACCCAAUACCACUCCGGACCUUCAAAGGAUUGGGUGUUUCUCGGAUGGCUCCGUCGAGUCUCUCACGUAAGCGCCUCUUUCCGGCACGAGCUGUGUAAAGUUCUAUGGGCCCACACCAUAGUUGAUACUGAAGGUUAUGAAGAACCAGAGGAUGACUGCGAGAUUUACCGAAAUUACCGUGAAGGAAAGGAAAAUACUAUUCUCAGAGAUUUCAAGACGUUUCUUACCGAGAGGCCUGCAAUUCUAAGGGGUAUCAAAGGAUUCUCCAUUGAGCUCAGCAUAUCGAGACCUCAAAACCUCAAUAAAUACGACAAGUUCUUUGAAUGGUGUGAUUACAUCGCUGAGAAACUCGAAUUAAGAUCGGCUUGGUUCAAGAUUGCACUCAGUGAGCGAGAUCUGCAAGAAUAUGUGCAUGGAAAAGAGGAUGGCUUGCAUGAUCUGGCAGCAACUUCCAGAUUGCGGGUCAGUCAUUACUUUGGCUUGGAGUUGUCGCGAUUGUAUGACGAAAACGACUCGAGUGUCGACGACUGGGAUGAGCCACUGGACCCGAAAUACCAGACUGCAUUGCUGGCGGUUAUGAAGCCGUUUAGCUUGAGGAGUCAGGUUAAGGAUCCCACGACCGAAGAGGGGAAAUACCUCCAGGCACGAGUUGAGGAAUUUGGGGAGACUGAUAAGGUGGAGGAGGCUAGAGAGACUGAAGAAUUGAAAUCGACUAAGGCGGACGUAGAAAUUGAGGAAAAUCAAUAGGCUGAGGAGACUGCUCAGGAGCUAUCUGAGUGAUCGUCUCGAAUGGCUGCAACGGUUACUGAGAUUGUGGAUAGACUGACGCAUCUGUGAGUGAAACUGGUUGGCAGUUCGGUCCCUUCAACUUUGAUCUUCACAUCUUAGAGUGUAUGAUGUACUCCGUAUCCCGUGCUUCCGGGGCCAAACUAGCAUGGAGA
This is a messenger RNA of Hyaloscypha bicolor E, 1688 nucleotides long. RefSeq lists its product as uncharacterized. The record is from RefSeq and is a predicted model, not a curated record. NCBI's taxonomy places the organism in Eukaryota, Fungi, Ascomycota, Leotiomycetes, Helotiales, Hyaloscyphaceae. Bases 1 to 1494 code for a protein of 497 amino acids. The transcript has 3 exons.